AUGUCUAUUUCAAAAGAAGUCAAGCCGCAAGCGGCCCCUACUGCACCAACGAAGGCGAAGAUAUUCGGAUUUAAGAACUGGUCCACCUUUUGGCUGUGGGCUGUUAUUGGAGGCUAUUUCGCCGCAUUCAACAUCUGGAACAUGAGGAAGCUGGAUUUCGAAGGCUCAUUCCAAACCAAUGCUCUACCUGGCGAAUAUUCAUGGAUGAAGCGAACAGCCGGGUACAAAACUUUGUUCCGCGCGCAUCUUGCAUGUGUUUUGCCUUGCUCGGUAAUCGGACUCUUGCAGUUCGUGCCUCAAUUGCGCAGGAAUUACAUGUCGAUCCACCGGAGCCUUGGUGAGGCAUUUUUCCUCAUGAUGGGAUUCGGAGCGCCAAGCGGAAUCAUGGUAGCUGUGCAUGCGUUUGGCGCAGCUGAAAACCCCUCCGUGCGGUUGUCAAUCAUGUUGACAGGCGUGCUGACGAUCUGUUUUCUUGCCGCCUCAUAUUUCUGCAUCUCGACUAACGUAGUUUUGUCCCGUCUCCGCUACAAGCUCCACCACGGGCCAUCCAACCCAGACGCUCGGGUUUUCCGACGAUACAAGGCGAUCGACAUCCGGCGUCACCGGGAGUUUAUCAUUCGCACGCUAGCCGUCAUGUCGACUGGGUCUUUCUCCUCGGUGUAUCUCAUCAUACCAGAGGUGAUGAACUGGACGCUAGGAUACGUGGCAUUCUCGUGUGGUACCUUGAUGAAUGAUCUCGGCGUUUCGCCGGCAUCGGCCCAUUUACAAAGUACCUAUCCUGCUUGCAUGGCGGAGAAUGGCGGCCAUGCAGGUACUAUUGUCGCUGUGAAGGCCGAUCUCAGUGGGUCUGUCGAAGAGCUCACUGCUUGGGGCCGUGCGGGAAUUGGCAUGGCGUUCUGGGCCGCUCUAGUUAUGCACAUGGUAUUGGCAGAGAUCUACAUUCGUAUCACCGCCAAGGAUGAUGAUAGGUCGGACGAUCUCUGA
This is a messenger RNA of Penicillium bovifimosum, 984 nucleotides long. RefSeq lists its product as uncharacterized. The record is from RefSeq and is a predicted model, not a curated record. Lineage: Eukaryota; Fungi; Ascomycota; Eurotiomycetes; Eurotiales; Aspergillaceae. The coding region runs from base 1 to 984 and encodes 327 amino acids. The transcript is spliced from 6 exons.